GUUUUACGUAUACCUACGCUACGCAUGUAUAAAACGAACAACGUAAAUGUGGGCCCAAUUUAUUGAUUUGCCCGGGAGAACAUUUCCUCUCGCGCCUUUCCCAUCUUUCCGCCGGCACGCUCUGUCCGCGCCAGUUCAUCCCUGCGACAUUAUACACUGCAAAUACGCCAUACGUUCGUCACUGUCACAACCCGAUACCGUAUUCAUCGCCUAUUACCGACGAUCGAAUUAACUAGAUGGAUAGAAUACCGCCACAAUAUGAUUACUAUAACACAACUGAUGAACCAUGGUUGUCUGAUAAUAUGCCAAUUACAAAUGAAAGUUCUUCGGGAUCUGAUGAAUUGUAUUCCACAUUUACCACACCGGUUUCUCCAAUCGAACAAUCUACGAGCUUGAAUGCGAUUAAACUAAUGGACAAAUUAAAUGAACAAUGCUCCAAAGAACGAAACAAGUGCGAGAACUAUGUUUUGCCAUCUUCGUCAAGUAUGAGUUUCACCGAUGCAGAUAGUUCACACCCGUUGUCAGCUCAUUCAAGGUUCCAAUUAUCGGACAUGCCAUUAGAACUACAGCCAGAAAAGUCAUUAAAAAAACGCUCGUGGUUCUUUUUGGCUUGGGUCACUAGUCUGGACUUCAUCAUCGAACCUCAGAGCUUUUGUUACGUAGCUUGGUUAAGCCUUGUGACCAUGUGCUACCUGUAUAACUGUUGGGUAAUACCGUUGCGUAUAACAUUUCCUUAUCAGACGCCGGAAAAUCUAUGGAAGUGGAUGUUGCUAGACUAUUGCACGGACGCGAUAAAUUUACUAGAUACAUUUGUAAUUAAACCACGUAUUAUGUAUCUUAAGGAUGGGUUUUGGGUGCGUGACCUGAAACUGAUUGAAGUCAACUAUUUGGAAAAACUUCAAUCCAAAUUGGACAUCAUUUCUCUUCUGCCGGCCGACUUCAUAUGUCUAACGCCAGGAUUCACUUCAGAAAUGUUACCUUUGAUGAGACUCAACAGAAUAAUCAAGAUUCAGACGUUUUGGGAAUUCUUUGAUCAUUUCGACAGCGUUUUGUCUUCGCCGUAUGUAGUUCGAGUAACAAGAACAUUGACAUACAUGGUCUACUUAGUGCAUUUGAACGCAUGCGCGUAUUACUAUGUUUCGGUUAAGGAAGGACUUGCUACGAACAAUUGGGUAUUCAAUGGUCAGGGAAACGCGUAUAUACGCUGUUUUUUCUUCGCCACAAAGACAGCAACGUCCAUUGGAAAAAAUCCACACCCGGAAAACGAAGCUGAAUACUUGUUUAUGACUGCUAGCUGGCUGAUGGGCGUUUUCGUAUUUGCGAUUUUAAUUGGACAGAUACGUGACAUAAUAGCUACGGCUACCAGAUCUCAAACCGAAUAUAGGAAACUACAAGACGAAACAUUAGAAUAUUUGAGGAAAUUAAACAUACCUCCGCGAAUACGACAACGAGUUGAACAAUGGUUUUCGUUCACAUGGGAACAACAAAGAACCUUAGACGAAAAUCGUAUUUUGGAUUCUCUUCCGCAUAAAAUGAAAACUGACGUAGCCAUCAAUGUGCACAUGAAGACGUUGAAUAAAGUUCAGUUGUUCAAAGACUGUGACAAAGCUCUAUUGCGUGAGCUGGUGUUAAAAUUGCGUCCAAUAUUGUACUUGCCAGGCGAUUACAUAUGCCGCAAGGGCGAGGUCGGCAAAGAGAUGUACAUUGUGAAAACCGGACAGGUCCAAGUAGUCGGCGGUGAACACGACGACGAAGUAUUAGCCACGCUCACAGAAGGUUCGGUGUUCGGCGAAAUCAGCUUAUUGAGCUUGUGUGGAACUAACCGGAGAACGGCAGACGUCAGAUCUCACGGGUUUUCCAAUAUUUUUGUUCUAAGCAAAGAAGAUCUUAAUGAAGCCAUCAAGUUUUACCCGAACGCCCAAGAAAUAUUAAAACGCAAAGCAAGGGAGCUGAUUCAGCAAAACGCAGCAAGAGAACACAGACAAAUACCUAAUGAAUUACUGCAGGACGACCAUUAUGGAAACAGCACGGACAACUUAAUGCGAGUUUUAUAAAUCUCUUUGUGUUUAAAAUAUUUAAACACUGAAUACGGUUAACUACUUUAAAUUUAAUAUAUACUUACCUAGGUACAUAAUAUAAAAUAUAAUAAUAUUAUGUAAAAUAUUAUUUCCAUAGUUACACUAUGUCAUAAUACUGCAAGUAUAAGAAUAUAAAUAAUGUCAAUAUUUAUAUCUAAAUGUACCAGUUGAGUCCCUAGACCCAUUUUUAGAAGGUGCCUAAGAGAAACUAAAUAAGGCAGGUCUUUGCAUAAUUAUAGUUUUAAAUUGCUUAUUGUAAAAUAAUAUAUAUUUAUUUUUAUAAAUAAGGCGUCUUAAGUAUCAAUGCGUAUUUAUUCACAUCGUUAUUAAUGCAAAUAACGUAGCAAAUUUUACGUCCAGAAUAUAAUUAUAACAGAGUAUAAUUUAUUACUUUGCUAUUUUAAAUAUUUUAGUGAAUUGACCUAUUAUCAUACUGAAUAGGUAAUCAUUUUUUAUGGCCCUCUAUAGGUUUAUCAUAAUUUUUAAGCAAGUUAUAAAAAAAAUUUACGAUUAAAGGAAUAAGUUUUAAAAAAAUUCAAGUUUUAAAUUUUAAGAUAGAAAUAUCUAAUGUAUGCGAUCUUAAGUGGAGUUAGUGGGUUCUUUAAUUGUACUAAGUCCGUCUACAACUAUCCAAAAAAAAAGUUGUGAAAAAAUGUUAUGUUAUAAACUUUUUUAUAGGCUCAUAUUGAUGUUGAAAAAUGUUAGCUUUCUUUAAAUUUUAAUAAUAACCUUCUAUACCUAUACAGCGAGUAAGUAAUAAGCAUAAGUACUUCUAAAAAGGUUAUGGAUAAACAAAAUUAGAGUGAUAUAUUAAAACAAAUUAAUAUUGUAUAAUUUAUUAAAAUUUAAUCAUUCAACUGAUUAUUAAUAGUAGGUAUGUGAUCACGCAUGCAAAAUUGUAUUGUAUUAAAAAUAAUGUUAUCAAAAACAAUUUAGUUAUAAAAAAAUUAAAUUUAAAAAAAAACUCAAAAUCAUUUUAAAAAGCUACAAGGUAUGGGACACGGCUGCAAGAUUCUUUUAUUCUAGUUAAAUGUUGACAUUAAAUAUAAUUUUAUUUCGUCUUUUUAAUUGUUUAAUCGAAUCGAAAAAUUUGUGAUGAAAUGUGUAAUAAUAAUAUAUUAGAAUGUACGAGA
Messenger RNA from Aphis gossypii (cotton aphid), 3211 nucleotides. It is a transcript of the gene CngB, whose product is annotated as cyclic nucleotide-gated cation channel beta-1. Gene Ontology annotation, molecular function: cGMP binding; intracellularly cAMP-activated cation channel activity; protein-containing complex binding. Gene Ontology annotation, biological process: monoatomic cation transmembrane transport. The record is from RefSeq and is a predicted model, not a curated record. The transcript is spliced from 14 exons. NCBI's taxonomy places the organism in Eukaryota, Metazoa, Arthropoda, Insecta, Hemiptera, Aphididae. Gene Ontology annotation, cellular component: plasma membrane; intracellular cyclic nucleotide activated cation channel complex. Bases 237 to 2054 code for a protein of 605 amino acids.